UGUCCUGCACACGAUUAGCACUUUCACUCCAUUUGUGUUGCUUCCAAAGCCCCUGAAUUCUUUCAUUUUGCCUGUAAUAUAAAACAAAGAGAGCACCAUCUCUUUAAACUAAUUACAUUUAAUUUCUUGAGCCUCCAUGAAAAUCCGUCCAAAGAAACCUCAUUUUUUCAAACCCAUUGUGCCAGGUUUCAAGAAUGGACUUACAAUUCCUAUAGGUUUCUUGAAGUAUCUGAAGGGAAACAGGAAUGAAUAUGCUAUGCUGAGAAGGGCAAGUAAAAAGUGGCACGUGAAGGUGAAUGGUCGGCGACUAGAAGAGGGUUGGGAAGAAUUUGUAAAGGAUCAUGAUAUACAAUUGGGAGAUAUUUUGGUAUUCAGACAUGAAGGAGACAUGGAAUUUGUGGUCACUGUCUUUGAUUUAACUUACUGUGAGAGAGAAUAUGAACAAAGAGUUCAUGAAAGAGAAGAAGAAAAAACCCAUAUUAUUGAAGAGUCUUCCAAGGAAUUUGAAUUCAAAGAAAAACCAAAGCCCUACAUCAAGACAUCAGGCAAGGGUUUCCCCAGUGUAGAAGCUGCUUAUAAGGACAUGCAUCUCAGUCACUCUCAUUUCAUUUGUACUAUUAUACCUUAUUGCCUUUCAAAGUACUGUCUGUGUAUUCCAAAGCAAUUCGCACAAGAAAACAGACUCAACGACAGGAAAUGUAUGAUAAUUAUGAGGGACGAGGAAAGGUCAUUGACGUUUAGUCUGUAUACAAACGGCAAAAACACCUACAUAGGAAGUGGAUGGCGUGAAUUCUGCAUUACAAAUUGCUUAAAGGAAGGAGAUCGCUUAAUGGUUGAAAUAGUUUCCAAUGGAGAAACACCUAUAUUCAGAGUUCAUGAUUUGAGGGGAAGUCCAUCCCUCCAGCCUGAAGUAAAGAAGAAGAAUUUGGAUGCUGAAAGAAUGUCAGAUAAAGGAAUAACAGAUCUUAGGCUUAAGACCUUGGACGUGACUACUUCCAAAUCACAAGUAGCUGCUUCAACAUCUGCUGAUGCCAACCCUCAUUUUUUAUCUACUAUUAAACCUUACACCAACAGAUAUCCUUAUUUGUAUCUUCCAAUGGAUUUUGUAAAAUCAAGUGGCCUGAUGAAUAAAAGUGAGAUGAUUCUUGUCGAUGAAAAGCAGAUAUCAUGGUCAAUGUGGCUAGGGAGAACAGAAAGUCACUUUGGAAUUAAAAGGGGAUGGCGACAGUUCAGUAAAGCAAAUGGUGUUCAAGUAGGAGAUACUUACAAGUUCGAACUCACCAACAAUGGCACAAUACCUAUAGUGCAUUUCCGUUAUCUUAGGCUUAAGACCUUGAACGUGACUACUCCGAAAUCACAAGUAGCUGCUUCAACAUCUGCUGAUGCCAAUCCUCAUUUUAUAUCUACUAUCAGACCUUACAGCAUGACAAAAACUCAUUUGUAUCUUCCAAUGGAUUUUGUAAAAUCAAAUGGCUUGAUGAAUAGAAGUGAGAUGAUUCUUGUUGAUGAAAAGCAGAGAUCGUGGUCAGUGCAGCUAGGGCGAAAGGAACGUCACUUUGGAAUUAAAAGGGGAUGGCGAAAGUUCAGUAAAGCAAAUGGUCUUCAAGUAGGAGAUACUUACAAGUUUGAACUCACCAAAAAUGGCACAAUACCUAUAGUGCAUUUCCAUUGUAAAUAUACUGGGAAGGAUGCCAGGUAUAACAGAAGCCAUUGACAAGAUAAUAAUGAAGCAGUUGGUGAUGGGAAAGGAAACUAGCACUAAAGCAAGCAGAUGUAAUGUUUUUGGAUCUAGUACAUUUUGCUGUAUGUCAAAAAACUACUUCGAUCAGCUGUAUGAUAUUUUCUACUUCUAUUUGAAGUAUCCUUUCAU
Messenger RNA from Lycium barbarum (goji berry), 1870 nucleotides. Its product is annotated as B3 domain-containing protein REM17-like. The transcript has 10 exons. Gene Ontology annotation, molecular function: DNA binding. The record is from RefSeq and is a predicted model, not a curated record. Lineage: Eukaryota; Viridiplantae; Streptophyta; Magnoliopsida; Solanales; Solanaceae. The coding region runs from base 137 to 1714 and encodes 525 amino acids.